AGAUGUUGGAGCAAAAUUGUUCAGCAUCAAUCUGCUGUGGAUAGAUGUCAAAGGAAUCCUCUUCCGGCAGACGACUCGCUCGACUUGUUUGCAGAGAGCAUUUCCCGAUUUCACACGCGACUGGAAGCUAACUCCAAUUGUGUGUGAAAUAUAACACCACGCUAUCGUUGGCGUCCUGAACAACGGUGCAUUUUGUAAGCUCGAAGUAUCUCGUCCUCGCGAAAGAAAAUCAAGGAUGGGUUUCAGCAUUCCAGACUCACCGCGUGGAAAGACCGACGCCGGUACACAGUGGACGGGGCCCUCGCUUGCACCAUCGAGAAAUGGACUUCGUGAAGGCUUCCACCAGUCGAUCGCUGCUCGCCGUCGAAAUGCGAUCGUACCGGGCUCUUUGGCGUUCGAUGCACUGGGAUCUCCUCGCUCGCCGGUCGUGUUCCUGAGCCAGGAGAACCGCAGAGCUCUCGCUCAGAGUCGGGAACAGGAAUAAGGAGAGCAGUCAGGCGGGAUUGCUGCACCAUGACCAAGCCGUGAACGUCGGAACUGCACAGAACGGCCACGCCAUCUCGUGAGUCACGAGGCGUGAGACGUGGUGUCCACGCGUGAUUGAAUGUCCAGGUCAGAUAGGCAUUGAGCGGUUUCGAGGUCCAACUUGCCGUAUAUGUAAAUAUAGCGAUGCCAAUCCAACCAACUUUGAGGGGAAGAGCUCAACAUGCAGAUUUUUUUUUUUUUACAUGUAUAAUAUAGCCCACACCAUCUUUCUGCCUGUCAGUACUUUUAAACUUUAUGGAGCGAAAACGAUCAUAAAGUUACCUCAAAAUUCACACAUCAUCAUACAAAAUUACUAUCUCCCCUCCAUACGACAAGCUAAUGAGCGGGGGAUCGGGCGACUGGCAUUCGGCGGCCGACCGCCUGGCGCUCUUCAUGCAGCGCUACGCUGUGGCAGACGACAAGGUGGCGAGGCAGCUGGGCUGGUCUCAUGAGCAGCUGCGUGCGUAUCUGUCGCCUGAGGCACGGCGUGUCAAAGCGGCGUCCGACAUUGCAGACACGGCGGUGGACAAGCUGUUGAUGAGAUAUCGCGUGGCAUUAGCGCAUCAAACACUCAAGAGCGCGACUACCAAGCCUCUGAAGCCUCUGGAUGGGAGUUUUAGGAGAUCGACGGCACCCACACAGUUCGGGCGCAAUGCGGGGGACAGGAGAAGCAUCAUUCACGCAGAAGCUACACCUGCGCAAUUGAAAGCGACCGCGGAGCUGGAGCAGCCGUCUGCGGGUAAUCGGAAGCGGAAGCGGAGGGUCAUCAUGCAACCACUGCAUGCUUCUAAUACUAAGGUGAAGGCUGUGGCGUCGAAGGAAGAAAAUGUUGCAGAUACGGGGUCAAAAGCACAUCAACUUGAUGUACGGAAGCCGCAGCAACUGGCCAAACCGGAGCUUAUGUGUCCUAUUCGUCUCGAUGUCGACUUGGAUGGCGUUCGCUUUCAAGAUACUUUUCUCGUUAAUACGGCCCUAAACACUUGUUCACCGGAGGUGCUUGCUUCACAAAUUGCCCAUGAUGAAAAGAUGAGCAAUAAGCUCAAAGAUGCAAUCGCUGAGUCAAUUCGUAGACAAAUUUUGACAUUUACCUCAUCUUGUAUGACGAUUGAUUACAAGAGCGAGCGGUUAUAUCCUAUCUACUUAGAUCUCAUCAUUGACGGAUUCUCCCUGCGCGAUCAAUUCGAGUGGGACAUAUCGAACAACUGUAUCGCCACCCAAAAGUUUGCAAGCACACUAUGCGUAGACUUGAACCUGCCAAAAGCAUUUGAGCCCGCUAUCGUCUUUUCGAUCUAUGAGCAGGUUGCUGCCUAUCGUGUUGCACUGAACGGGCGCAAAUGGAUUGGGAAGAAUCUUUUCCAAGCGAAGGAUUCCGGCCUCACGCUGCCAACUUCCAGUGGAGGAUACGUCGAGGUGAUGCCGCCGCUUGACGACGUCGUUCGUAGCGCGGAUGAUGCAAAAUUGUGGCAGCCUGUACUGAGUGAGCUGUCCAGAGAGGAGAGGACAUAUUUAUCUGCGAGAUUUACGGCUGCUCGAGCGCCUACCACUUGGAAAAGCACGCCGGUGGUCUCAGAAACUAAUGGCCGAUCAAAGCGACCCUCACGACCAGUAUCAAAGGAGAGCCGCCUUCCGCGACCGAUCAACCCUUUCAUCGUCUACUGCCAAAUGCAGAAGGAAGCGUUGGGCAAGACUCGCCGUUCUGCGUCUGAAACGAGGAAGAUCAUGGGCGAUAUGUGGCGCAAAUGCACGGAAGAGGAAAAAGAGUAUUAUUCUCAACUCACUGAGGUGGAGAACGAAAAGAGACGUCGCGACCACAUUCUGGAUAUGAGGGACCGCGCCAUCGCCGACUGGGAAGAGGACGAAGCUCGUCGGAAAGGAUUGUUGGCCUCUUCUACCUUGGAGGCGUCCGCAGAGCACUUCCGUGGUCUCUUGCUUGAAAACUACAUGAGCGAGCGACACGAAGUAGAUAUGAAUAGACAAGCAUCAGUAGUAGACACUGGUGAAGAGGACGAGGAUGACAACGAAGUGGCCUAG
This is a messenger RNA of Phytophthora nicotianae INRA-310, 2556 nucleotides long. RefSeq lists its product as hypothetical. Lineage: Eukaryota; Oomycota; Peronosporomycetes; Peronosporales; Peronosporaceae. The coding region runs from base 865 to 2556 and encodes 563 amino acids. Gene Ontology annotation, cellular component: nucleus; nuclear chromosome. The transcript has 14 exons. Gene Ontology annotation, molecular function: transcription coregulator activity. The record is from RefSeq and is a predicted model, not a curated record. Gene Ontology annotation, biological process: regulation of transcription by RNA polymerase II; chromatin remodeling.